Musca domestica (house fly) is the source of this 1724-nucleotide messenger RNA. Its product is annotated as elongation of very long chain fatty acids protein 7. Gene Ontology annotation, biological process: fatty acid elongation, saturated fatty acid; fatty acid elongation, polyunsaturated fatty acid; fatty acid elongation, monounsaturated fatty acid. The record is from RefSeq and is a predicted model, not a curated record. Gene Ontology annotation, molecular function: fatty acid elongase activity. NCBI's taxonomy places the organism in Eukaryota, Metazoa, Arthropoda, Insecta, Diptera, Muscidae. The transcript has 5 exons. The coding region runs from base 178 to 1101 and encodes 307 amino acids. Gene Ontology annotation, cellular component: endoplasmic reticulum membrane.
UAGAACCGUCGAAAGCGGUCUAACGUUCAGUUGAUGUCUUCUUGGCAGCAUUGACGGUUAAGAACCGAAAGGAAUCGCGGCCUGGAAAGUUGAAAAAAAGUCAAAAAACAAAAACGGAUAAAAGCGGAAACGGAUUUUAACAUCUGAAACGAAAACAAAAAUAUCACAGAAGACACUAUGACUACCUAUAUGCGAGACUUCAACGAACGAUAUGUAACUCUCUCCAAGGGAGUGGACGAAACCAUCGACCGCUGGUUCCUGAUGAGUUCUCCCGGUCCGGUAUUUAGCAUUGUGGCCGUGUACUUAUUGUUUGUACUAAAAAUCGGACCUGCAUUUAUGAAGAAUCGUAAGCCAUACCAAUUGAAGAAUAUCAUGAUCGUAUACAACGCCUUCCAGGUCUGCUAUUCCAUAUGGAUGUGUCGCACGUCCAUCCGGGAAGGUCGCAUAGCCGAAACGCUAAUGUCCAAAAAGUGCGAAAUCUACAGAACUCGCGAACAAAGCCUUGAUUUAUAUUCGGGAGCGUGGUUCUAUUUCUUCUCGAAGAUCAUUGAUUUACUGGAUACCGUUUUCUUCGUGCUGCGUAAGAAGCAGAAUCAAGUGACGUUCUUGCACGUCUACCACCACACCAUUACCGCUCUUUUCUCCUGGAUGUACCUGAAAUAUGCCCCUGGCGAACAAGGUGUGGUUAUUGGCAUCCUGAACUCGGGUGUCCACAUUGUUAUGUACUUCUAUUACAUGGUCGCCGCCAUGGGACCCCAAUACCAGAAAUACCUCUGGUGGAAAAAGUACAUGACCAGCAUUCAGUUGAUCCAAUUCGUUCUUAUCAUGGCCUACAUGGUUACGAUUGCCCUCAAGGGUUGCAACAUGCCAAAGUCGUUGACAUUCUUCUUCAUUGCCAACACCAUGAUCUUCCUCUACCUCUUCGGCAACUUCUACAAGCGAACCUACAAGACCAAGGAUGGCGGAGCCACGAACGCCGCCCUCAGAGCUGCCAACGGCUUGGGCUGUGUUCCAUCCAAAGCAUUUUUGUCACAGGGUGACCAAAUGAAACGACUAAUCGACAGUAACAACAACACAAUGAAAUCGACCAAAGCCGAGUAGAUGGAGUCCGUGGUGUCCGGGGGGUUUUUAUUUUUUAAAUAGUUCGCCUAAGUUAAACUAGUUAUAAGCCAUCUUCGAAAUGUGUGUCUUCAAUCCGCUUUAUUUUUCCCGUUUCUAUGUUUAUUUAAUGUUGUUUAGUUACUCCCUAAGUAGGUUUGAAUCGAGCACCCUUCCUUUCCUCUCUCUCUCUCUCUCUCUCUCUCAGUCAAAUUCUUUCUUCUAAAUUUUGGAUAAGUCGCCAACCCAUGUCCUCUACCGGAGCCAAGGUGGCUGGCGGCACUUUGUGAGUGAAUGUGAUAUGUAUGUCUGAUUGUUUGUUUAGUCUGUAAAAAAGGUAUGUUUGUAAAUUGUGCGGAUAUAUGAGGCGGUGCAACAUAGACACAGCAGUACGAAUGUAAGUUUGUCGUUCCGGUUCCUUGGGCGGGGAGGAGCCACGUAGAGGCCAUGACGCACACGCUGAACCGAGCAAUCGUUUUGAACCGAAUACACAUAUGAACACACAUACAAUGUAUGUAAGCAUGUAACACUUGGAUGAUACAUGAGUAUACCUAUGUAAAUGUAUGUAAGCUGUUGUUCUUAAGCUAUGCCAAUAAAAAGGAAUCGAAUUAUUAUUGUUAUUCUAA